This is a messenger RNA of Heterostelium album PN500, 4458 nucleotides long. Its product is annotated as Suppressor of actin mutations. Gene Ontology annotation, cellular component: endoplasmic reticulum. NCBI's taxonomy places the organism in Eukaryota, Evosea, Eumycetozoa, Acytosteliales, Acytosteliaceae. Gene Ontology annotation, biological process: phosphatidylinositol dephosphorylation. Bases 1 to 4458 code for a protein of 1485 amino acids. The transcript has 5 exons. The record is from RefSeq and is a predicted model, not a curated record. Gene Ontology annotation, molecular function: phosphatidylinositol-4-phosphate phosphatase activity.
AUGACAACCACAACUACAACUAAACUAUAUUCAAAUAUCAAUUUGAUUACAUUAGAUUCAUAUGUCAUUUUACAACCAGAUGCAAGAGAGGAUCCAGUGGAUCCAAAGACAAUCUUCAUUGACAGAACCACUCUAAAGAUUGAAAUGAAGAAUAAGGAUAAUGCAACAAUAACAUCACCAGUUAAAUCUACACAAAAGAUAUUCGGUUGUGUUGGUAUCAUCAAUCUGUUGUCAGGUCCACAGUUGAUGUGUAUCUCCGAGAAGCUAACUGUUGGUGCCAUUCGAGGUAACCAUCAAAUCAUACAUAAAGUCAUCAAAACGAUUCUUCAUCCAAUUCUGAAAGUACCAAUUCCACUAUCCGAAGAUGAGAAAAAAGAAGAAAAGAAUUAUAUAUCUGCAUUGAAUAGUAUGUUGGAAACAUUUGAUUUCUACUUCUCCUACGAUUUCGAUGUUACACAUUCAGAGCAACGUGUCUCUGACAUUGAAAGAAAUCCAGAGAGAUUGGCACUACCACUGUGGAAGCGUGCUGAUCGAAGAUUCUUCUGGAACUAUCAUCUACAAAGUGAAUUCAUAAAGAAUGAAUUUCAUCCUUUUAUUUUACCUGUAAUGGAUGGAUUUAUUAGUAUAUUAAAUUGUGAAAUCAAUACGAAUCAAUUCAAAUAUAUAUUUAUAUCGAGAAGAAGUUGUAAGAGAACAGGUACCCGUUAUAAUAUGAGAGGUGCAGAUGCAUUGGGAAAUGUUGCAAAUUUCGUUGAAACCGAACAAAUCAUUGCUUUUGACGAGGUAUUGACCUCGUUUGUACAAACUAGAGGCUCAAUCCCAUUGCUAUGGCAACAAAAAGGAAAGGGAAUGAAACCAAGACCUGUUGUUGAUCAUUCAACUAAAGCUGAUGAUGCUUUUAAAUCACAUGUAAAUGAAUUGAAUCGAUUGUAUGGACCACAGGUUAUUGUAACAUUGAUUGACCAGACAGGUGGUGAGAUGUCAAUUGGUGACGCUUUUGAGAGUCAUUCUCAUUUGAUAUUCGACAGAAGCAAGUUGGAGUAUUAUGCUUUUGAUUUUCAUGAUCGUUGUAGAAACAAUCACUAUGAGAAUCUCUCAGAGUUGUUGGACAAGGUGAAACAUCAUCUCGACUCGUUUGGCUAUUUGUUCAAGUCCACUUCGGCGAUGCCUUCGUUGGUGCAGACCGGAUCGUUUAGAACAAAUUGUAUCGAUUGUCUCGACCGUACCAAUGUCGUACAGAGUAUGUUGGCGCGUUAUAUUCUUCAUAGCCAACUGACGCGUAUGGGUAUCAUCUCGAGUUCCGAGCGAAUCGAACAGCAUCCAAUGUUUGAGUCGCAGUUCAAGAAUGUGUGGGCGGACAAUGCCGAUGUCAUGUCGGAGCAAUACACAGGAACUGGUGCACUAAAGACUGAUUUCACUAGAACUGGAAAGCGUAGUGUCAAGGGAACGAUGGCGGACGGCUACAAUUCGGUGCGUCGCUACAUUCACAAGAAUCUAAAGGACGACGCCAAACAGCUGGCGAUAGAUCUCUACUUGGGACGUUUCAUUGUUGAGAAAUGGCUGCCAGAGUUGUCGUCAGACUAUGGUGAACGCGAUGUUUUGUAUCUUCAUGAUAUUAAUAACAACGAGGGUAACAGUGGUAUUCCUUCGAUUAUCAAAAUCAACAGGGAACUAAAGACUGUUAGUACUACCACUAAACUAAGUGGUAGAAAGAAAGACUAUCCAUUCGAUUCGAUCUUGUUGCUUGAGAAGGGCAAGUUGAAUCACUGCUUGUUAAAUAUUCACUACAUUGAGAAUCCAUGUCAUGAUUCAUUCCUCUUUGCAACUUCAUUGGAGCGUGAACAAUUCCUACAAGACUUGUACAAACAGAAACUUCCAAAUUGUUAUAUUCCAGCCAAUCCAGUUGCUUCAACAUCACUUCGUUCACCACUAUCAAUAUCCUAUGAUUCUCCACAAAUCAAUAGUAGUAAUGAACAGUUAACAGAGCCAUCAUCACCAGUUGAAACAUCAUCUGAUUCUAAAGAGUCAAUAACAACAACAACAAAUGCUACUACAACAGACGAAGAUGGAGCAGCUACACCAACUACUGAUAUCUCUGAAAAUACAACAACGACAACAGAAACAACAGAAACAACAACAAAAGAACCAGUGUUAUCACCACCUCAACCACCACCAAGACCACAAAAAGAUAGUAGAUUAAAGUUAUUGGAUAUGUUUGAUGUAUUCAUUGGAUCUUGGAAUAUGGAGAAUAUCACAAUCAACUCAACACUUCUUGCAGAGUGGAUACCAAAAGAACGUGAUUUAUAUGCAUUGUCUGCACAGCGAAUUGCAAGCGAUCGUAUUUCACCUGGUUUCGUGAUGAACUACAAACAAUAUUGGUUCUAUUUGAUUCGUCAGUAUUUAGGAUUGGAUUAUAUUGUGGUUUCCUCGGCCACUACUACAAACACUGCAUCGAUUGUGUUGAUUCGCAAAACAUUGGCACCCAGUAUCAACAAUACACAGGUUAGCUACCUGCAGAAGCGUCCUACCUCUAAGCGUACUUCCAACCAAGGUGGAGUACCACUCUCUGGUUCUGGAAGUGGAAGUGGAAGUGGAAGUGCAGGCGGAAGUGGACAAAACAGCUCAGGAUCGACCUCUCCAAACUUUGAAACAUCGAUCAUCCAGAACAGCGUAGAACCAACACCGGCUCCCAAGAAAACUGGUGGUAUCUCCUCGGUUACCAACUUUUUCAAGCUUGGAUCAAAGAUAAUGGAAUCGACAAGUAGCAAGCCAGCAGAGCUUUUCAAGGAGUACAAAAACAAAGAUGUACAAUAUGGAACUGUUAUUUCAUUCCACAUUCGUGAGACAUCGGUUUGUUUCGCCAAUUAUUGUAACAACAAUGCAACUGGAACGAUGGAGACAACUACACCGGAUGACAUCAAUAACAGUGUAAUCUACAUCAAGAAUAAACAAUACUUGAAUGGAUCGAAUCGUUAUUGUUUCUGGUGUGGUGAUCACGAUUCUGUCACACUGACAUCGAAGCUCGAUUGGAAACCAAUAGUUGACCAAGUCAAGGAUGAAGAUGGUAAACCAAAAGGAACGGGUGUAAUCUAUUACAAGGCAUUGAUGGAUGCCGAUCCACUUGCUAUUAUCCAACAGGAUGAUAGCCCCGCCAAGGAAUCAUCCAGUCUAUUCCCACCCAUUUCCAGUGAUGUUAUCAUGCCUGUUAUUGCACCGUAUUCAUGGUUGUCCACUGCCGAUCUUCCAUGUUUUAUAUUCAUCAAAUCAUUGGUAGCAGACCAAUUCGAACUACUACCAAAUGGAACGAAAAUCGAUGCCUUCUUGGAGUUCAAUGCCUACCAUUUGAUAUCCGAUGAGAAUAACAAUAGUGUUCGUACACCAGUGGUUCGUUCUUCUCUACCGGUAUGGAGUGACACUGUUGAAAUUAAAUCGUUCAUCGAUGACAAAGAGUAUUUGAAAACACAAUAUAUCCAAGUUGCACUGGUUGCCAAAGAGAUGCUCGAUUACACUCUCAUUGGUAAGGGUGUGAUUCCUCUGAGAGAGGCAUGUGGCGACGGUCCGACUCAUUUCAAGAUCAAUCUCUGUUACGAAGACGAGUUGGCAUGCCAACUCCAAGGAGAAAUCCAAAUCUACUCGAAACUUGAAGUUGCUAAAAUCGUUGAACAAGCAGCUUCACAACAACAAAAUAUCUCAUCACCACCACCAGUUCCAGUUAGAAAUCAUCCAAAUCAUCUUCAAAAUCAACAUAACCAACAUCAUAAUCAUCAUCAAAAUCAACAUCAUAAUCAACAUCAUAAUCAACAUCAUAAUCAACAUCAUCACCAACAACCACACCGACCAGCACCAUCACCUCCAGUUCCUCAAUCACCUUCGAACAAGUCACCUAUACUGUCAUAUAUUCCAUACUUUUCCGGUCCGAAACCACAGGAACAACAAACAUCACCAUCAUCGAAUCCAGCUUCACCAGAGAUGACAUCGCCAAGCAUGAUGAUGCAGUCACCAACCACCUUGAUGCUAAAUGCCAAUCACGAACUCUCGUCGCCAACCGAACAACAAUCAACACCACCAGCCACACCAAACCGAUUCUUUGGUGGAUUGAGUAAAGUCGUAGAUAAUCUCAAAGAUAUCCGUGUAUCUGGUGAAUUCUUAUUGAAGCCAUUCCAAUUCAAAGAUACAACAUCUACCUCUGAUGAUGUAAGUGGUACAAGUGUCAGCAGCAGUGUCUCACUAAACUCGUCGACAUCCUCUACAUUCAACAUCCAAAGUGGUACAAACCUAUCUGAUAUUGCAGAUGAAUCAUCGAUUUCCACAAACUCAACAUUCAACUUACAUAAUGGAUCGAAUCUCAACGACAUCACCGACGACACAUCAACAUCCACUCAUAAUCCAAUGGCAGAGUCACAAGAAGUUGACUUGAUCGAUAAUAAUGAAUCUGAUAUUCAAUUUAAAGAUGAAUAA